Thamnophis elegans (Western terrestrial garter snake) is the source of this 1819-nucleotide messenger RNA. It is a transcript of the gene CRIPT, whose product is annotated as CXXC repeat containing interactor of PDZ3 domain. Gene Ontology annotation, cellular component: dendrite. Gene Ontology annotation, biological process: cytoplasmic microtubule organization. Gene Ontology annotation, molecular function: microtubule binding; PDZ domain binding. Bases 145 to 450 code for a protein of 101 amino acids. NCBI's taxonomy places the organism in Eukaryota, Metazoa, Chordata, Lepidosauria, Squamata, Natricidae. The record is from RefSeq and is a predicted model, not a curated record. The transcript is spliced from 5 exons.
AUGUGGAUUCUCACGGAGGUUCGGCCGUGGAACGUUGUUGUUGUUGUGGUGUUGGUAGGGAGGCUCGAGCUUCUCCCGGCUGGCUGACGGGUUUUUUUUUACCCUCCCCUCGCCGUUUUCGGUUGGGUGUUUUAGGCCUUCGCCAUGGUGUGCGAGAAAUGUGAAAGAAAACUUGGUACAGUAAUUACACCUGAUACCUGGAAAGAUGGUGCAAGAAACACAACAGAAAGUGGUGGGAGAAAAUUAAAUGAAAACAAGGCAUUGACAUCAAAAAAAGCAAGAUUUGAUCCUUACGGCAAAAACAAAUUUGCAAUAUGCCGGAUUUGUAAAAGUUCAGUUCAUCAGCCAGGCUCUCAUUACUGCCAGGGAUGUGCAUACAAAAAAGGCAUCUGUGCAAUGUGUGGAAAGAAAGUCUUGGAUACAAAAAACUACAAGCAAACAUCAGUUUAAUUAUGGUGAUUUUUUUAAUUGACCCACUUUGAACUUCAAAGCAAUUGCUAAACAUGAUCAUUACUGAUAAUACGAUGAAAGACUUCUAGAGAACUUGCAUGGGAUAAUUGUGCUAUCUUAGAUCUAAGUUUUAAUCUGCAUUAAUGGCUAUGUUUAUUUGGAGUAAGAAAUAUUUGUUCACCAUAAUUAUUUUAGAAAAACUUAAAAGUGUAACAAAUAGUUUAGCUUUCCCAACAACUGAAUGUAAGCUACUCUUACAUUCAAGAAUAAGGAUUGCUGAACAUACCAGCAAAAUCACAAUAAAAUUGGCAUAUGAUGAUUUAUAGGAUAAUUGAAUAUUUAAAUAUAAUACUGUGUAAUUUUGGCAAUCCAACUACAGCAAUAGGCAGUUCUUCAAUUUAUUUGUGUUACAUGGAAUUGCUUGCAACAAAGGCUUUCAAAGCAUCUGGCAAAUAACAGUACAUGAGCAUUGAAUGUCAUUCUGUUGAACUGGUUGCACAUAAAUACUGUACCUCGGUUAAUAACUUUUUACUUAAAUGGAUGUCAUUUUUAAUGUUAAACUUGUGGCUUAAAUUUAAAAUGGCAUUAAUAUUUUUAAAAUAAAUAUUUAACUUGAUUGUGUACAGAACUAUUGUUAAAGAGAAAGAAUGCAGAAUUCCUAAUUUGUUGUGCUCAUAUUUUGGAUUUUAUUUUGUUAGAGUCUCUUAUAUGCAUUUCUACAAUAUUUGAUGGUUAAUAUGUUGUUUGUGCAUUUUUAUCUGUGAUGCAAAAAAAUCAACAGUUUUUAAUUGGAAAGACUACAUGACUGAACUGGAUACAGUUGUAUCGGUUUGAUUCUGCCAAAUUGUAGGUGUAAUGCCAGUAUUUUAAAGAAAUGAUUAAAAAGGGGCAAUCAACAUAAUUCCAAUCAUGUUUAAUUAAUAACUUUUAUGACGUUGAAAAAUUUAUUGUGAUAGUAUUCAGUUUGAUUGUUUUGAGGCUCUAUCCUAGCCCAUAUCAUUGGCUUUUAAUUUUCAUAAACACCAAUGGCUCUGAGGCCAACAAAAUGCUACUUUGAGUUGAGUAUCUUAAAAAUGGAUAAGCAAUAUGAAUACUGUAUUUAACUUUGAUCCCAAUAACUGAAUGAUGGGAUACAAUUGUUGAUUAAUCGUAAUGUGGUGAUAAAAUAUACCCCUCCACACACCCACAUGAGCUGCAUUCAAUACCAAACCUAUGGGAUUCCCUCAUCCCCAAUCAAUACAUUGUAAGAAAAUAUUUACAGCAAGCAGAAUUGACUCUGAAUAGCAAUAGGGGGAAGAAUCAGACAGUAAACCAAAUUGUUUAUUUUUACAGACCAUAUUUCAAAAAUAGUAUAACCAGCAUACCAACU